This is a messenger RNA of Patella vulgata (common limpet), 2149 nucleotides long. RefSeq names its product calmodulin-A. The record is from RefSeq and is a predicted model, not a curated record. The coding region runs from base 305 to 952 and encodes 215 amino acids. Lineage: Eukaryota; Metazoa; Mollusca; Gastropoda; Patellidae. Gene Ontology annotation, molecular function: calcium ion binding; enzyme regulator activity. The transcript has 7 exons.
AGUUUCUUAUUAGUUCCCCAGGAAGAUUUAUUCUGUUACCACCAAAACUAAUUUAACAGCCAGGUUUCCAACCUGAAGCAAAUUAUUUAUUUAAUUAUGUUUGAAGUAAAGAAUGUAGCAUGUUAAGCUUACAGGAUGAGAAAACGACAGACAGUACACAUAGUGUGAGAUUGAUCUCGGAUUUAAUAAAAGAUUGAGAAUUCCCCGAGUUGGGACGGACAUUUCAACAUCAAACAAGUGGAUUUCGUCUUCCUGAAACAUUGGGUUUUAUAGAGUUGUGUCUGUAUUUGUCUCUCUGUUCAAAAUGUCGCAUAGCAUUUAUAGUGAAAACAGUCUGGAUGACUCAAUGUCGGAUCUUUCACCCGAACACCAACGAAGGAAACGUUUAAGACGAAUGCGGGGUAUGAAAGAACUGUAUAGUAGUAUAUUAGACAAGUACAGUCCAGCACAAAUAAGGGAAUUGAAAGAGGCAUUCCGGUUAUUCGACAAAGAUGGCGAUGGAUCCAUUACAACGGAAGAAUUGGGAACCGUCAUGAGAAAUCUUGGUCAAUUUCCCUCCAUAGACGAAUUAAAGCAGAUGAUACAAGAAAUUGACAUUGAUGGUGAUGGUUUGUUUAGCUUCGAAGAAUUUGCCCAGGUUAUGGCGAAUAUGGGUGGAAUCAGUGAAAACUCCGAGGAAGACGAAGAAGAAGAACUAAGACAAGCAUUUAGAGUAUUUGAUAAGUCAGGGUGUGGUUAUAUAACACCGUCUGAUUUAAGAUGUGUGUUACAAUGUAUGGGGGAAGAUUUAACAGAAGAAGAAAUUGAUGAAAUGAUAGCUGAGGUGGAUAUAGAUGGAGAUGGAAGAAUAGAUUUUGAAGAAUUUAUAACAUGUAUGAAAGAACAAGAUGAAGAUGGUGAUAAAGAUAGUAUUGGUUCGCCUACAGAUAUUCCACCCGAUCGUCUAAUAUAGAUAUAUUAUAUACAUUAUGACAGUGCUGCUAUUUUUGGUGUAAUUAACUAACAUGGUUGGAUGUACAUGCGCCAGUUUUGAUGAUCUGCUUAUAUUUCGAGUGGCUAUUGACAUGGACAGUGAAUUUAGAAUAUUACAAGACAAAGGGUCUCAAUAUGUUAUUGAUGGAUCAUCUUCAACAAGGACUCACAAAAUAUACAUAUUUUUAUUUAUUUAUUCAUUGCAUAUUAUAUUGAAACCACAAGCCGGGUUAGUAUUUAUCAAUAUGAAAGUAAAAUAACUGCAGCGACGAGUUUUGAAAGCAAAUUUUAAUUUAAAAAAACCUUUAUUUUCACUUAGAACAAUUGUUUUACAAAAAAGGCACCUUUUUAUUCACCCACAUUUGCUUAAAGGACCUACGCACUGUCGUUGCGUACGCCUGUCGGUCUGCCAAUUGUCUUUAUAUAUAUUUUGUUUGUAUAUGCAGAGUUUUUAACGUUUUUGUUUUCAAAUUUGCCCAAACAGUUGAUAUGUUUACAGGUAUAUGGAAUAAUGCUGUAAACAAUCCAUUCACAAAUCGCAAAGUUUAAGGGCGGACCCAGAGACCAUGGAUAUGGGGGGCGGGGGGACGCACGGGCGUCCAUGUGGCCUCCCUCGAAAUAUUUCGAACACUAGAAUCCCGGAAAUGCCAUUUCCAGUGAUCUAAGACGAGAAUUUGAUUCUAAAAUAAUAACAGAAUCUUUCAACAGCAAACUGUUUUAAUUUCAAAGCACAAAAACAUGUUUUUCUGAACGUACUACGGACUAGAAACAAACAGCUUACGAAAAUUCAGAUUGUUAUAGGACCCAGUUAUACUGACUGUGAUAACCAGCACAAUGAGCUUUGGUGGGCGUAUGCAUGUAAAUAUAUUUUGGUUUAUUUUAUGGUGUUUUAUUGAAAUUAUUUGUUUAUAUCAUUAUGUAUAGUUGUUGUUAUUUGAUUAUAAUAAUUCACAGACACUCGAAUAAAAUAUCCCAUAUGUUAGAAAUAACAGAUAUUUAUUGGAACGACUUAGCAUUUAGUAUAUAAAAUCCACUGGAAAUGGUAUAUUAUGUUAUUAUUUCAUGAUCGUAUAUAAUGGCUUUAAUAAAGCUUUUUCUCUGUCUCAUUUCGUUUUAUGAUAAAAGGCCAUUGUUGUUGUUUAUCUUGAUCCAUACUUCUAAUAAAUUUACAUGUUUC